Cryptosporidium ubiquitum is the source of this 1260-nucleotide messenger RNA. Its product is annotated as phosphoglycerate kinase 1. Bases 1 to 1260 code for a protein of 419 amino acids. Gene Ontology annotation, biological process: gluconeogenesis; glycolytic process. Gene Ontology annotation, molecular function: phosphoglycerate kinase activity; ADP binding; ATP binding. Lineage: Eukaryota; Apicomplexa; Conoidasida; Eucoccidiorida; Cryptosporidiidae. Gene Ontology annotation, cellular component: cytosol. The record is from RefSeq and is a predicted model, not a curated record. The transcript is spliced from 2 exons.
AUGGAUCUUUCAAAGAAGCUGAAUAUAACUGAUGUUGCAUCAGAGUUGAAAGAUAAGAGAGUUUUCAUUAGAGUGGAUAUGAACGUACCAGUAAAGAAUGGACAAGUUACUGACAAAACUAGAAUAAUUGCAAGUAUUCCAACCAUUAAGUAUGCUUUGGACAGUGGAGCUAAAAGCGUAGUUUUGGCUUCUCACUUGGGUAGGCCGGAUGGACAAAGGAAGAUGAAUUAUACCUUGAAUGUAAUAGUUCCAAUUUUAGAAGAAUUGUUGGGUAGAUCAGUCAUUUUUGCAAAGGAUUGUGUAGGUAAAGAGACAGAGGAGAUAUGCAAGGACCCACCAAAGGGAACUGUUAUUUUACUUGAAAACUUGAGAUUUCAUUUAGCAGAGGAGGGGAAGGGAGUCAACGAGAAUGGGGAAAAGGUGAAAGCAAGUUCCGAGGAAAUUGAGAGUUUCAGGAAGUCCUUGAGUUUAUUAGGUGAUAUAUAUGUUAAUGAUGCCUUUGGAACUGCACAUAGAGCACAUAGUUCAAUGGUUGGUGUAGAUUUAACUCCAAAGGUUGCUGGCUUAUUAUUAAAGAAAGAGUUAGAGUAUUUCAGUAAGGCAUUAGAAUCUCCUAUUAGACCAUUUUUGGCAAUUAUGGGAGGAGCAAAGGUUGCUGAUAAAAUUCAGUUGAUUAAGAAUCUACUUUUAAAAGUGGACAGAAUGAUUAUUGGAGGUGGAAUGGCAUUCACUUUCAAAAAGGUUUUGGAUAAUAUGCAGAUUGGUAAAUCUCUCUUUGAUGAAGAAGGAGCCAAAAUUGUUAAGGAGAUUAUGGAUAUUGCUAAGGAAAGAAAUGUUCAAAUUUUAUUACCUAGUGAUUUUGUUAUAGCAGAUAGUUUUUCUGCCGAUGCAAAUGCUAGAAUCAUUAAAGAUACUGAAGGCAUUCCAGAAGAUUGGAUGGGUCUUGAUAUUGGACCAGAAUCUUCUAACUCUUUCAAGGAAUUUAUUCUCUCCUCAAAGACUAUCGUAGCAAAUGGUCCUCCGGGUGUAUUUGAGAUGGAGAAAUUUUCAAAAGGAUCUCGUUCCAUGGUUGAAGCACUUGUUGCAGCAACUGAGUCAGGUUCUAUCACAAUUGUUGGUGGAGGUGAUACGGCAUCUUUGAUUGAGAAAUGUGGAUCAGCCAAUAAAGUAUCUCAUGUUUCCACUGGAGGUGGAGCUUCAUUAGAAUUACUCGAAGGAAAAUUACUUCCUGGUGUUACUUCAUUGUCAUCGAAAUCUUAG